Messenger RNA from Cuscuta campestris, 1237 nucleotides. Lineage: Eukaryota; Viridiplantae; Streptophyta; Magnoliopsida; Solanales; Convolvulaceae. The record is from the annotation of a GenBank genome assembly.
GGCCCACCACACUUUCCCGGACUCGCAUGGCUUGCUUGUUUUUAUGUGAUCUGGGUCUAUAUAUAGUUAAAAGACACUUCCCCCCUCCCCCCUGCACCAGAAGCCAAUCGCCUCUCAUCAGUUCCCUUUGGGAGUUACAGCUGUGAGAACUGUAAUGGAGAGGCAUGUAGCCCAGCAUGGUGCAAAUGCUAGAGAUAGAUUCAGCCAACUUCCGGUAGAGAUACUUGACCAUAUUAUGGGAUUCUUGCCUAUUCGACAAGCGGCUAAGGUUGCAGUUGUGUCUAAGGUUUGGAGGGACGUGUGGUCCAGUCUCACGCUGUUGUGCUUCGAUCAUGGCUUCUUCCGUGUUGCUGGUAAGAAAUCUUCAAAAGAGGCCCGCAAAGACAUCAAUGCACGCUCACGUUUCCACGUAAUCACGCAAAUUCUCUUGCAGCAUAGGGGAUCGAUUCGGAAAUUUGUUUGUUUCUAUGCAUUGGCGAUGACAGAAAUAGUUAGGUUUCCAUCGCUUGACGUGGACGAGUGUAGCGAAACGGGCAAGUUUCUCCCGGACAACUUGGACUUGAAAUCUAUUUCCACUCUUGAUAUGGACUAUUACAGUCUCAAGGAUUUUGUUGGCCAAUAUACUACAAAGGAACCCUCGCUACAAAUGCCCGCACUAAACGUGGAACUACUCAAGCUAUUGAAUUUUUGUUCCCAGGAUGAUGAUGAGUUAAUCUCUGCAUUUGUAUGCUUGCUGUCUAAUUGCCCAAAGUUAUGCAAUCUUGAGAUUAGUUUGUCGUGGGCAGGGAAUAUAAACAAGUGUAUAGAUGUCACAUUUGGGAAUUUGCGAAAAUUCCGCAGUGUGCUACGAACACACAAAAGGCUUCUGUGUUUGAAGCUUCGCUCAUUCAGAGGGUUGAGGCCCCAAAUGCAGUUCGUUAAGGAGAUGCUUGCCUGGCUUCCCGCGCUUGAAAAGACCAUUUCAGCUUUCCCCAUUUCAUUCUCAUUCAAGGGUGCGAAUCUCAGGCCUUAAUUUUUAUUCUUAAAUAUAACUUUUAUAACAUUCUAUAUAAUUUUUUAAAUUGAACUAAAAUAAAAUUUGAAAUAAAAAACUGAAAAUUAAAAAAAUGAAAUCACAAGAAGAAAGAAACAAAAUAAAAAACUUAGAUUAAAAUCCAAAAAACUGAAUUUAGAAUAAAAAAUUGAAAUUAAAAACCAAAAUAAAAAACUGAAUUUAGAAUACAAUUUUUUUGUAUUG